Messenger RNA from Solanum lycopersicum (tomato), 1515 nucleotides. Its product is annotated as late embryogenesis abundant protein ECP63. NCBI's taxonomy places the organism in Eukaryota, Viridiplantae, Streptophyta, Magnoliopsida, Solanales, Solanaceae. The record is from RefSeq and is a predicted model, not a curated record.
CAUUCAUUAAAUUCCAAAAGUACCAAAAAAAUAAAAAUUAAGAAAAAAAAAUAUUACUAGUGUUUUAUUAUUUCAGACAAAAAAAAAUGGAUUCAAGGAAAGUUGUGAAAGAAGAAAGAGCAGAAGCUGCUGCAAAAAUAGCAGCUGAUGAACUUAGCGACGUGAAUAAAGAGCGAAGGGAUCAAAGUCAAAGAGAUGUUGAUGUGAACAAUAAUAAAGAGCAAAAGGAUCAAAGUCAAAGAGAUGUUGACGUGAAUAAUAAUAAAGAGCAAAAGGAUCAAAGUCAAAGAGAUGUUAAAGCCGGUGUUAUUGGCACGAUAAUCAAAUCCGUUCAAGGUACUCUUGGUCAAGCUAAAGACGCCGUUACUGGAAAAGCUCAUGAAACUGCCCAAAUCACCAGCGACACCGCCGAUGCAGCAGCGGAAAAUGCAAGACGGUCUAAAGACGCCGCAGCUGAUAAAUUAGGCGAAUACGCUGAGGAAAAGGGUAAGGCUACUAAAUCAUCUGUUUCGGAGAAAGCGAAUCAAGUGAAGGAAAAAGCAGGGGAAUAUGCAGAUUCUGCUGCAGAUAAGGCGAAACGGACGAAGGAUUAUGCAGCGGAGAAGGCGAAGGAGGCCAAGGACACGACGGUAGGGAAAAUGGGAGAGUACAAGGAUUACGCGGGAGAUAAGGCUAAAGAAGCGAAAGAUGGUGCAAGUCGUAAAGCAACGGAGUACGAAGAGUAUGCUGAGAGUAAAGCUAAGGAAGCUAAAGAUACAACUGUGCAGAAAACAGGAGAGUAUAAGGAUUAUACGGCUGAAAAGGCGAAAGAAGGAAAAGAUACUGCGAUAGGGAAAUUGGCUGAGCUGAAGGAUAGUGCGGCUGACGCCGCGAAGCGGGCGAUGGGUAUGAUUACGGGUAAAAAAGACGAAGCUCAGCAGAAGGCAGGGGAAACGGCUGAAGCGGCUAAACAGAAGGCAAGUGAAACGGCUGAACAGAAGGCGGAUGAGACGGCGGGAGCGGCGAAGCAGAAGGCGGAUGAGACGGCGGGAGCUGCUAAGGCAAAGUAUGAUGAGAGUGAAGAAGCAACAAGAAGAAAAAUGGAUGAAAUGAAAAUGCACGAAGGUGAUGAUGAUCAUGAUCGAAAAGUUGCUACCGGUGGUAUUUUCGGUGCGCUCGGAAGUAUAUUGGCACCGAAACAUACCACCGAUGAGACUCCUACAGGAGUUGGAACAACGAAGAUCGUGGUGGACGUGGACGAGACUCGAGGAGGUAAGACAGCAACGUCGUUGAAACAGGCCGAUCAGAUGAGCGGCCAGACCUUCAACGACGUUGGAAGAAUGGAUGCUGAAGGGAGUAUUGCUGAAGUUGAAGCUAAGGAUUCAACAGGGAAAAAUGUGAAAGUGAAGUAUUAAAAAAUAGAAUGCACAUCUUUUCUUUCUUUUUGGUUAUGUGUUUUGUAUAACUUUUUGAAUUUGGUUGUAUUUUGCUUUGUGUUUAAGAAGUGAAAAAUAGUAUUUCUGUUUUGUUUGUUUA